CAUGCUCCAUGGGGAUUGGCCGGCUUUGCUUUGCGGCUUCCAAUGUGCGCCUUGCAAAAGGGAAGAAGGAGGCGAGACACAGAGCCUUGGCUUGAGCUGCAGAGAGAGACCGACCUGCAGAAGGAAGAGGAUUAUUCAUUGCAAGGUUGCAUCCCCUGUUUUUCUUUCUGUAAAGGACCCAGGCCUGUGAAACAGAAAUUUGCCACUUGCCGGGGGUGAGUACAAGCCUCCUUGCCAUUGGGCGGCUUCUGCAGCAUCAGGACCAGAAGGAAGGGGCCGGGGAUGCAGUCGAGCAUCAUCAUCACCGCUCUGACCGCAUCCCUUGGCGCCGCUCCUUGGACCCUCUGAUGCCCGGCUUUUCGGCUUAAGUCGGGAUCAGGGUCAUGCCAGCAGACGGCCUGCUUGGACCGGUCGAUAUAAUCCUCCGGCCACGAAGGAAGGAUAACGGUGCCCAUCGUCCUGUGGGAAAGUCAGAUCUGGAAGCUGGAGGAACACAAGCCCCCAAAUCGGUUUGGCAUCAGUAAGGAUGUGAAAGAUGGCCGACCGUCCUCUCACAGUUUGUAGCCUUUUGACGGCAAAGCCUUCUCUGGAUCGGCAACGGAGUGAACCUCUUCUUCCCCAAACAUUUGCUGGCCCCAUAGAUGGGUCUAGGAAGGACGAAGAGUGGGACAGCAUCCAUGGAAAUGAGCUGAUCUUUGCCUUGGAUGAAGAAGAGGAUGUUGUCCUGGAAUCCCCAGGCAACCUCCCUCCGGGUGAAGAGGAGAUCAGGAAAGAUGAAAAUCAGCUGGCGGAGCCCUCAAUGCAUGCGGCAUCCCUUCUUCCUUCGCCAAAGCCAGUUCCGCAAGGCCCCAAGCCCUUGAUCAAUUUGGUCAAGUCGAUCUCCACUGAGAUUGAGGCCCGGGAGGGCUCCCCAGCCCCCAAACCCCAGCCGCUCUUGAGUCUGGUUAAGUCCAUCUCCACUGAGAUCUCGCGCCUGGAGCCCGAGGUGACCCCGUCCAAGUCCGACUCCAAGCUCAAUGUCCACCGCUGGCGGCAGAUCACCCACCCAAAGGGCAAGAACGGCGACUCACGGACUGCUCCGUCCUCCCCAAACGUCUCCCCGUCGGAGAGCAGAGGCAGCUUCUUCAAAGCCCAGGAGGCCAAGUUUGAGGACACCAAGAGGCGCUUCUCGGAGGCCAUGCAGGAACCGCUUAGCCGGCUCAGCAAGAUCAUCGGCGAGGAGAACGUUUCCCCGAAACACAAAGCAUUGCUCAAUAACAGCCAAGACUCUGCUUCCAGCCAUGGGAAGGAAUCCACUGUCUUGGAGUCCUCCAGCCCGGAGAUGGACCACCAUGGUGCCACGGCAAAAGGACAAAUGGAGGGCUUUGGCCUUGCAGAACCAAAGUGGAACCCUUCCUCGAACUGCCGGUAUGAGAUCUGCUCCUAUGGGGACCUGAUCCAGGUGGUAGAGGUGGGCGCAGGCGCCGAAGAGGUGCGGACCGUGCGGCCCCUGGAUGCUGUUCUCCACCCCACUGAGUCCUGCAGUUCUGUGCCCAGCAAAGCCCUCGCCUGUGUUGCCCUCCUUGCCUACAACUACUUCGUCCUGCCGUUGCCCCCUUACGUCUCCGGCCUCUGCCUCGGUUUGGCCUCCGGCUUCCUCCUGGGUUUCCUGGUCAUCCUGCUGCUGGUGCCAAAGCGGACCCGUUCGCCGCGAAAAACAAGAGCCCUCCAGGAUGUCUCGCUGCUGGACGACUCGGUGCGGAGGCAGCCGGGGGACAGCAACGUACUCAAGGUUAGGGAGGGCUGGAUGAACCAAAUGUACUUCUACGAUCCGGAGAUCUACCACCCAUCUCUGACCCACUCCGUGUUCGUCACUUUGGAGGACUCCAGCAUGACACUCUCUUACCCCAAGAACAACAUCCCUCGACGGGCCACUUUUGAGGAGGAAAUCUUUGAGACAACGUUUGUGAAUCACCGGCAGUAUGAGAUGACCGGUGCCCAGGUCUUCCUUUCCCCACCCGCUUUGGCCCGGAAGAGGAUGUGGAACAAGAAAUACCCCAUCUGCGUUCUCUUCCCAGACCCGAGCGACAUGGAAGCGGAUCCUGUGAGAGAGAAGGGUGCCAGGAAGAGGCCAGUUUUGGGCCAGGAGGCCCCGGCCAAGCCUGUGCCCGAAGCCCCGGAAAGGACCCUCUACCUCUUUGGUCGAACGGGGCGAAGCAAGGAGGAGUGGUUCCAGCAUUUUGCCAGGGCUUCCCGGCUGGAGGGCAGCGAGGCGCUCCAUGCCAACCUCAGUGAACCCCAGUCAGGUGUGAGCCCCUCCGGGAAAGCCCCCCACAGUGAGAGCAGUGGCAGCAGCAGCAGCCGGGGCAGCACAGAGGACCUCCCGGCGGCCCUCAAACCCAAGGAGUUAGCGGUCAGCCUCCGGGAGAAGCUCCUUUUGGACUAUGGCGCAUACAUGUCGCGGGUGGUGCCUCCGGCAAGUGAGGCCAGCCCGACCCAGAGCCCCUGCCCCAGCGCUGCCAGCAGCCCAGACCCCAAAAGGAUUCAGGGGGAGGCGAAUCUGACGGGCGGACCUCCCACGGCAUGGGUCAAUGCGGUGCUCGGCCGGAUCUUUUGGGACUUCCUCAGGGAGAAAUACUGGGCCGACCAGGUCUCAAACAAGAUCCAGAAGAAACUGGGCAGAAUUAAGCUCCCCUACUUCAUGAAUGAACUCACCUUGACCGAACUGGACAUGGGGGACUGCAUCCCGCACAUCAUGAGUGCAUCCAGCCCCACGGUCGACAGUCAAGGGCUUUGGGUAGAUAUGGAAGUGACCUACAUGGGAUCCCUGCAGAUGACCCUGGAGACAAAGAUGAACCUGUACAAACUGGGCAAAGAUUCCUCUGGAGAGGAGAGCGGGAGGGCCGACCGUGGCAGCGAAGGAGUCAGGCCCCGCUUGGUCUUGCUGGCCGACAGUGAGGCCGAAUCCUCCAGCGCUGGUUCUUCCGAGGAAGAAGACGCCCCUCCUUCAGUGGAGACUUCUUUGGGGGGCCCAGGAGAAAGGGGGGCCCCUCCCGGGAUGGAGAGCCACCUUGGCGGCCACAGCACCAGCCGGAAGAUCCUGCGCUUCGUGGACAAGAUUGCCAAGUCCAAGUACUUCCAGAAGGCCACUGAGAAUGAGUUCAUCAAGAAGAAGAUUGAGGAGGUCUCCAACACGCCGCUGCUGUUGACUGUCGAGGUCCAGGAGCUGACGGGGACCUUGACCGUCAACAUCCCGCCACCACCUACGGACCGGGUCUGGUAUAGCUUCCGCAUCCCUCCGCAGCUGGACCUGAAAGUCCGCCCCAAAUUGGGAGAACGGGAGGUCACUUUCAUCCAUGUCACCGAAUGGAUUGAGAAGAAGCUUCAGCAUGAAUUCCAGAAAGUUUUAGUGAUGCCAAAUAUGGACGACCUCAUAUUACCUCUGAUGCACUCUGGAUUGGAAUCCCAGGCGUUUGCCGAUGGAUCCCAGAAGGAUUCCCAUGAAGAAGUGUUGAAGAGCUCUCCAAUGGGAUCUAAAGCAAGAAUUUAAUGGGAGACACUGAAUUUGGAAUCCAUCAUUUCUUCGGGAUGAAGGUGGAAUGGGUCAAAGCAAGAGGUUUUCCUGUUUCGCAAGUUGUGCGGAGUUCAGCUGACCCCAUCCAGAGGUCAAUAGGGAGGCACUAAACACCUUCAACUUCUCUAAAAUUGCCCCUCUCUCCCCAGCUUGCAGCAGAAGGCUUCCCAUUUCAACGCUCUCCAUCAAGAAUCAUGGGCCUCUAUGAAACCCCAGGGAAAGGGAGAGCCAAUCCCUUUGAAUGGCAUUGCAGAAGUGGUCCCUCUAGUGGCGGAAGGUGGCUGACUAUCCUAGCAUGGGAUUGGCCCGCCUUACGCAACUCGUGUUCGCAAAUUGCUGAAAGAAAUCACACUGUGAAUCCAAAUCCACCUUGGGGUCCUUCAGACUGAACAGAGAGACAUUUUGCAGGGAGAAUGGGGCAAAAUAGCUCACAAGAGCAAGUGGACAUUUCAGGGGAGGCCAAGAAUGCUUAAAAAAAUAUGCCAUGGUUUUGAUUCGAACUCUCUCUCCAUAUGUGUGUGUGUGUGUGUAUGUAUGUAUAGAAAGAGAGAAUAUAUGGGAUAUAUCCAGAAAUCCUGAGGAGUCCAUGAAGGCUUUAAAAAUGCUAUGGACUUGAUCAUAUAGCUGAUAUACACACACAUAUGUGCGUGUGUGUGUAAACAGGAUUCGUGGAUUGGAAAUCCAUGAAUUCUGAUCAUAGAUAUAUAUGUGUUUGUGUAUGUGUGUGUAUCCAGAAAUCCUGGGGAGUCCAUGAAUGCUUUAAAAAUGCCACACACACAUAUAUGAUACAUGUGUGUGUGUAUGAUCAGAAUUCAUAUAUAUAUGAAUUCAUAUAUAUAUGAAUAUAUAUAUACACACACAUAUAUAUAUAUAUACUGGGGAGUCCAUGAAUGGUUUAAAAAUACCACAAUCUUGAUCACAUAUAUGAUACAUGUGUGUGUGUGUGAUCAGAAUUCAUAUAUAUAUGUAUUUGAUGAUGAAACUAUUUUGAUGAUGAUGAUAUAUAUGUAGAUCAGGGGAAUCCAUGAUUUCUGAUUCCCUUCUCUUUAUAUAUACAUGUAUGUAUGUAAAUACAUGUGUGUAGAUAUAUAUAUAGAUAUAUAUAUGAUCAGAUAAAUCCAUAAAUGCUUUAAAGAAAAUGCCACAAUCUUGAUUCAAAUACCCUAUCCUAUAUAUGGAUGGAGAGAGUAUUUGAAUACACACACAUACACACACACACCCCCUCAGGAUUUAAAAAUGCAAUUAAAAAUUGCAAGCAUAAGGUACGAAUUCUGCCAUUGAAAGUGAAAGAACCCAACUGCAAAGGAUAGAGAGAGUAAUACGAGUCAUAACUGCUAUCAGUCCCUUCUGCCUGCCUUUCACCUUCCCACUCGCCUGCCUCCCAUUCAAACCUAAGGAGAGGAGAGGGGAAAUAACCCAUAAUAUACCAAUGCAAUCAAAGAUGGGACGGGAUGGGAUGGCACCCAGACAAUAGCAUGACUUUGGGUAACUCCAUGGCGCUGUUCGACCUUCCAUGUAAUAAGUAAUAAUAAUGUCAAAAAAAAAGUAAACAAAGCAAUAGCUGAUGAUACGGUGAUGGACUGGCCCCGGCUGAACAAAGGGCUUUCUUUGCAAACCUUGGCUAAAUUGGGGUUGAAGUUGGAGCAGUUGGAAAGAAUAAAAGGUUUGCAUCAA
Messenger RNA from Anolis sagrei ordinatus, 5227 nucleotides. RefSeq names its product testis-expressed protein 2-like. The record is from RefSeq and is a predicted model, not a curated record. Gene Ontology annotation, cellular component: endoplasmic reticulum. Gene Ontology annotation, molecular function: lipid binding. NCBI's taxonomy places the organism in Eukaryota, Metazoa, Chordata, Lepidosauria, Squamata, Anolidae.